Messenger RNA from Saimiri boliviensis boliviensis (Bolivian squirrel monkey), 382 nucleotides. NCBI's taxonomy places the organism in Eukaryota, Metazoa, Chordata, Mammalia, Primates, Cebidae. The record is from RefSeq and is a predicted model, not a curated record.
AUGGCCUCUGUCUCCAAGCUUGCCUGCAUCUACUCGGCCCUCAUUCUGCACGACGAUGAGGUGACCAUCAGGGAAGAUAAGAUCAAUGCCCUCAUUAUAGCAGCCGUUGUAAAUGUUGAACCUUUUUGGCCUGGCUUGUUUGCAAAGGCCCUGGCCAAGGUCAACAUUGGGAGCCUCAUCGGCAACAUAGGGGCUGGUGGGCCUGCUCCAGCAGCUGGUGCUGCACCAGCAGGAGGUCCUGCCCCCUCCACUGCUGCUGUUCCAGCUGAGAAGAAAGUGGAAGCAAAGAAAGAAGAAUCUGAGGAGUCUAAUGAUGAUAUGGGCUUUGGUCUUUUUGACUAAACCCCUUUUAUAAUGUGUUCAAUAAAAAACUGAACUUUAA